Molecule: messenger RNA, 885 nt
Organism: Parascedosporium putredinis
Lineage: Eukaryota; Fungi; Ascomycota; Sordariomycetes; Microascales; Microascaceae
Source: the annotation of a GenBank genome assembly
AUGCUCGUGCCUAGCUUAAAAGGCAUCACGAUUACGGCCGAGCCUACUCGCAUCAUCAUCGAUGGCCAAACCCUUACUAGCCUUGACCCAACCGCAACCACCAGGAUUACGGUUGGCAAGGGCGUUUAUGAAAUUAACCCCAGCCAGAUUAUCCAGUUUGGAGGCAAAACGAUCGAUAGGGGAGUUGGGCGAGGCAUCUACGUGGCUACGCCCACUACAACCGUUAUCGAUGGCCUCCCCGUUACCGUUUCCGGUAAUUCGGCUGUCAUUGGUGGAUACACUUAUACCAUUGGAAGGACACCCGAGACUCAGGUGGUGUUAGGUCGGACUGUCAUCAUUGGGCCCACCGCAUUAACUUUCAAGAACUCUGACGCGACCCUCACAUACGACGGCCGGAUACCGGAGCAGACGGGAGUUAUCGUGGCAGGCGGAGAGUUGAUGACGGCGAUAGGCAAGUCGGUCGUCGUUCUGGUACAGACCACAAUCACCUACGGUCCCAGUAUCGUACCACAAACGGAGACCAUCGACGACGAUACCACCAAGUAUGACAUUGUCGGCGGCGCGACGCUCACCCAAGUUGGCGCAUCCCGAGUCGUCAUUCGGGAAGCAACGUAUACGGUCGGUCCCGGUACGGGUACGACGACAACGUUUGUCGGCGGCGAGAAUGUGACCGUUGCCCCCGAUGGUAUCACGGUGGCUACCUUGACGAUACCGUAUCCGUUUGGACCGACGAUUGUAACGAUGCUGCCGGAACCAAGCGAAGCGGCGCCCAUCGAAGGAGACGACGACGAAGACGCCGGGUCCCCUGUCAGGCCGGACUGGGCAGCGGGCAUCACUGCAUUAAGCAUCGCGAUUGGCGUUUGGGUUAUUGGUUUCGUCAUUUGA